Molecule: messenger RNA, 3342 nt
Organism: Pteropus alecto (black flying fox)
Lineage: Eukaryota; Metazoa; Chordata; Mammalia; Chiroptera; Pteropodidae
Product: acyl-CoA synthetase long chain family member 4
Exons: 4
Coding region: 91-645 (184 amino acids)
Biological process (GO): neuron differentiation; long-chain fatty acid metabolic process; long-chain fatty-acyl-CoA metabolic process
Cellular component (GO): plasma membrane; endoplasmic reticulum; lipid droplet
Molecular function (GO): arachidonate-CoA ligase activity
Source: RefSeq, a predicted model, not a curated record
AUUUUGAUUUAAUGACUUCCAGGUGGUUAUACAAUUCAUGACAAGCCAAACCCAAGAGGUGAAAUCGUAAUCGGUGGACAAAAUAUCUCCAUGGGAUAUUUUAAAAAUGAAGAGAAAACGGCAGAAGAUUAUUCUGUGGAUGAAAAUGGCCAAAGGUGGUUUUGCACUGGUGAUAUUGGAGAAUUUCAUCCCGAUGGAUGUUUACAGAUUAUUGAUCGUAAGAAAGAUCUGGUGAAGUUACAAGCAGGAGAAUAUGUAUCUCUUGGGAAAGUGGAAGCUGCACUGAAGAACUGCCCACUUAUUGACAACAUCUGUGCUUUUGCUAAAAGUGACCAGUCCUAUGUGAUUAGUUUUGUGGUUCCUAAUCAAAAACGGUUGACACUUUUGGCACAACAGAAAGGGGUGGAAGGAACUUGGGUUGAUAUCUGCAAUAAUCCUGCCAUGGAGGCUGAAAUACUGAAAGAAAUUAGAGAAGCUGCAAAUGCCAUGAAAUUGGAACGAUUUGAAAUUCCAAUCAAGGUUCGAUUAAGCCCAGAGCCAUGGACCCCUGAAACUGGUUUGGUCACUGAUGCUUUCAAACUGAAAAGGAAGGAACUGAAGAACCAUUACCUCAAAGACAUUGAGCGGAUGUAUGGGGGCAAAUAAAAUGUUGCUCUCCUAUUUACAGUUGUGCAGGAGGUUGCCUGGUGUUUUUUCAGCUGUCUGUUAGAAUAUAAGGUAUAUUGUUUAAAGAAAUGGUAGUAAAAAUACCAAGUGAUUAAGAUAAUUGUUAAGUCUACUUUAAGUUAGUUUUGUAUAGUUCUAGUGAAGCUUAAAUUGAAAAGUUAUUUCCCUUUAGCUGUGUUAUUAAUUUUAGAGCAAAAAUUUUGUUUUUAAAAAUUAGCCUAAGAUAUACCUGUUUUCAUAAGAGAAAUAUUUAAUGUUCAACAAAAUAAAUUGGAGUUGGAGUAGAAUGCAGUUUGAGGAAAUUUGCAGCUUCUGAGGUCUAUUGUCUUUCUAGUUCAGAAGAAGCUUAAAUAUCAAGCAUGACAAAAAUAUGUAUUAACACUACUCAAAGCAGAAGUGCUACAGGCCUUUAAAAUUCUCUUGCAGCCAUUUAUCUUAAAGGAAUAAAUUCAAUCAUAAUAUAAUAUACAGAAUCAAAUUAUACUUUGGAAGCCAUCUUAGGAUUCAUAAUUAUUGCAUAGGUUAGACAUAGAAUCAUUGUAAUACUGUGAAUAAUUACAGUUCCUGAAGUAAGAAUAAAACAGCAUAAACACCAAAAAUAUCUAGUAAUAUAUUUAAAGGGAAAUUGAACUGCUUUUUUGAAACUUGGAGGUCUGAAAUCAGUAACUGUAAUUAUUUGAAUGACUUAAGAGUAUUUAAAUACAUUUGAAAAAAAUGCCGAAAAUUGUCUUUCUCUCUUCAAAAUGUAAGACUGAGACCAAGAGUAAAAUAAAAGAAGUUAAUCAGAUUUUAACAGGAAGCAUUUUCUGUUAGAAAAGGUGAGGAAACUAUAAAUGUUUAGAGUCAGGACCCUUGCACAGCCCUGAACCUGGGAGAGGAUUUAAACUCUGAAUUUAUCUUUAAUAACAGGGACUGAUUUAAAAUGUGCUCAAAUUAAAUUAUACUUGUAAUUUCAGGUCUGUUUGCUGUUGCUGACUGGAUUCUUGAGCAAUAGUUUAUAUUUCAGAAAGCCUUUCAUUUUGCUUUAACUUUAGCAAAGCAGGUUGUGAUGAAUGACUUCUCCAAUAUCACGUUUGAAUCUAUGAAUGAUUAAGUAACUUGGUCGAGUUUGGGGAAGUUAAAGGGAAGAACACACUGUUACCACUGUUUUCCUGUUUGUGAGAAGAGUUUAGAAACUGGAAAUGCCAGAUUCAGGAAAAGGGAAGUUACUUAAAAAGGGACUGAUAUUUGUGCAGUAACUUGGAGUAUGGGCUUCUUUUUGAAUCAGGGAUUAUAUAUAUAUCCCUGAUAGAUAUUCACACUUGACCCAUAGUUACUGUAAAAAGCAAAAAUUAUUAAUACUGUUACUCUUUGCACUUUUUUCUUAUUCAUUAUAUAUACACAUAUACAUAUACAUAUAUAUGUAUAUGUAUAUGUAUAUGUAUAUGUUGCUUACAUUGCUUUGUACAGAUGUGGGCCACCACUGCAACAAAAUACAUUCUUUUUGCUCUAAAAUAUUUAUAAUGAAAAUAUUUAAAUGUUAUGUAUAUGGUGAUAAAAAAGAAAAAAUCAUCUGGUGUUGUUAUAAGCAAGAAUGAAGGUUUUGUAAAGAUUUCUGUUCAGUGUUCUGCAGUGUAAAAUUUGAGGUAUGUUCUCCCUGCAGUUAUGUAUAUGUGAGUAUUCUCAUUCUUCUCAGCUUGCCUUUGAAGAGUGAAAAAACAUUAUCAUCAAGUAGACUACUAUUCAGCUUCUGCUGUUUCUGGCCCACUGUUGAUCCUUUAAAGAUGAUUUUCUUAGACUUUUUCAAUAUGCGAUUUUUUUCCCCCACUUGGAAUUGUGGUUUUAAACGUGCAAGUGCAUGCAUAUUCACAUAUUUGCACCCCCACCCACUCCAUCUCCCGAAAGCUAGAACACUGCCAACUAAUCUGUUGUAUAGGUCCUUUAGAAACACGUAAUUAACACUUAAGGUUAGGUGCUGCUAAUUCUUUGUGAAAAUCCAAAUAUUGUUUAGGGACCAGGGAGAUGCCAAUACCCCCUAAUUUUUCAUUAGGAAAUAUACAUGUUUAUGUAAACAGAUCUUUCCAUAUUCAUAGUGACUUUUCAAAUAUUUGAGCCUAAAGAUUUUGAUCCUACUCUUUUAUACCUGUUUAAAUCAUUCACUGUUGUUAUUACAUGUCAGCUGGUCAAAUAAAGUUGUACUUUAAAAAUGUACUACAGUUAUAUACAUUUCUAAGUUGAACAUGUGUGACUUUUACAUUAAUUACAUGGAAGUAUCUUGCCUCCUUGAUAUUUGUAUUGAUUUUUUUCCCCCUAGAGUGAAGGUAUAAUUGUAUGGCUUUUCAGAAAUGAGAUACAGAUGACUGAUUCAAAAAGUCAGAAAUUAAGGACAGUAACAUUUCUUUGAUCAUAAAGACUGAUUAGUAAUCCUCGCUUAUAUUUUCCUGAUAGCAUAUGACAAAUGUUUCUGAAAUAAGCAGAUGAAAACAGGUUAAAGAUUGUGUGGUAUUUAGAAUUUAGAGAGAAAUAUUUUAAUUUUCAAAUAUAGUUACAAAUUAGAAUGUAUUCAUAUUUGUACUUUCUGUUAAAAUGCACGAUUGCAGGAUUGUUACUUAGAUUUUUGUUUAUUGUUGAUGAAAAGCUUUGUUCUUGUUUUUAAGUUUGCACUCAAAUCUUAAAUAAAUCCACCCAUGUUAUCAA